UCAGUAGUCAGUAGACUAAUUACACGCCAGUUUCAGUGUUGCCAGAUUUUCAUGUCUUCAAACAAUUAAUCUCAUUGUUGUCAACUUAACUUGUACAUGUCAUUGCAAACCAGAGCUAUAGGCUGCUAAGACAACAAAUCCGAAGAUGCCGCUGUUAUCAAUCAUGUAUACUGCCUGCUGCAAGAAUCCAUCUCCAAUAUUCGUAUCAUCGACAAAGUUUCAAAAGGGCUACGACGUCAAGGAUCACAGAACUCUACAAGGACAUCCCUCGGAGACGCGAACUGUAGAAUGCAAAACUAAAUCAUCAGUUAAAGUUCAUCAAGCUGCCAAGAGUUUUGUCAUUUCUCCAUUAGUGGCUGCACUUGUAGCCUUAUCUCCCCUCUGCCAUCCCCCAUUAUCACACGGGUCAGAGGUUAUUAUCACAAAGGACAGUCAUAGAGGGGCAGACCUAUUUAACAAGGCUUGUAUUGGAUGCCAUUAUGCAGGUGGAAACAUAAUUCAGCCUGGUGCGACACUCUUUCUAAAAGAUCUACAGAGGAAUGGAGUCGAUUCAGAAGAGGAAAUAUACCGCAUCACAUAUUACGGAAACGGUAGAAUGCCCGGCUUCGGAGAGAAAUGCACGCCACGGGGACAAUGCACAUUUGGGGCACGGCUUCAAGAUGAAGAGAUUAAGGUACUAGCCAACUUUGUCAGGCAGGAAGCUAUUCAAGGUUGGCCUAAAGUUGAAAAUUCAGCUGGAGAUUAACCUAUCACUCAUGCAAGAUUGGACUAAUAUGAAUGUUAAGCCCCUUCUAUGUAGAUUUCAUCAACUAAUAUGUAAGCUCCACUAUUUUGAGAGACUGUUGGAAUGAAAUGAUAAGACAGUAAAUGGCCUUUUUGCUUUUUGUCCAAAAAAAAAAA
Papaver somniferum (opium poppy) is the source of this 900-nucleotide messenger RNA. Its product is annotated as cytochrome c6, chloroplastic-like. NCBI's taxonomy places the organism in Eukaryota, Viridiplantae, Streptophyta, Magnoliopsida, Ranunculales, Papaveraceae. Gene Ontology annotation, molecular function: electron transfer activity; iron ion binding; heme binding. Bases 146 to 745 code for a protein of 199 amino acids. The transcript is spliced from 6 exons. The record is from RefSeq and is a predicted model, not a curated record.